Hyaena hyaena (striped hyena) is the source of this 3560-nucleotide messenger RNA. RefSeq names its product rabaptin, RAB GTPase binding effector protein 1 (gene RABEP1). The transcript is spliced from 18 exons. Gene Ontology annotation, cellular component: endocytic vesicle; endosome. Gene Ontology annotation, molecular function: growth factor activity; GTPase activator activity. Gene Ontology annotation, biological process: endocytosis; Golgi to plasma membrane transport. NCBI's taxonomy places the organism in Eukaryota, Metazoa, Chordata, Mammalia, Carnivora, Hyaenidae. The coding region runs from base 192 to 2780 and encodes 862 amino acids. The record is from RefSeq and is a predicted model, not a curated record.
GAGGCGGAGGUCGGCGCUCGGGUCCGUCUCUGCCCGCGGCUGUGGCGGCGCCGGCGGCUCCAGCCUUAGCGGUUCCUCCCUGGGCGGCGGCGGCGGCGGCUCGGUCGACGCCUCCUCCGCCAGCUGAGCCCCGCGGGAGCCCGGGACGCCGGCUUCGCGCCCGCCCCGCGCCCCGAGGCCGCCGCCCGGCCAUGGCGCAGCCGGGCCCGGCUCCUCAGCCCAACGUUUCUCUUCAGCAACGGGUAGCAGAAUUGGAAAAAAUUAAUGCAGAAUUUUUACGUGCACAGCAGCAGCUUGAGCAAGAAUUUAAUCAAAAGAGAGCGAAAUUUAAAGAGUUAUAUUUGGCUAAAGAGGAGGACCUGAAGAGGCAGAACGCGGUGCUGCAGGCGGCGCAGGAUGACCUGGGGCAGCUCCGGACGCAGCUGUGGGAGGCCCAGGCAGAGGUGGAGAACAUCAAGGCCAUCGCCACGGUCUCGGAGAACACCAAGCAGGAGGCCAUCGACGAAGUGAAGAGACAGUGGAGGGAGGAGGUCGCUUCCCUCCAGGCUGUUAUGAAAGAGACGGUGCGCGACUACGAGCACCAGUUCCACGUGCGGCUGGAGCAGGAGCGCAGCCAGUGGGCGCAGUACCGCGAGGCGGCCGACAGGGAGCUGGCCGACCUGAGGCGCCGGCUGUCCGAAGGCCAGGAGGAGGAGAACCUGGAAAACGAGAUGAAGAAGGCGCAAGAGGAUGCUGAGAAGCUUCGGUCUGUUGUGAUGCCCAUGGAGAAGGAGAUCGCGGCUCUGAAAGAGAAGCUGACGGAGGCUGAAGACAAGGUUAAGGAGCUGGAAGCCUCAAAGGUUAAGGAGCUGAAUCACUAUCUGGAAGCUGAGAAGUCCUGCAGAACGGACCUGGAGAUGUACGUCGCCGUCCUGAACACUCAGAAAUCUGUUCUCCAGGAAGAUGCCGAGAAACUUCGGAAGGAGUUGCACGAAGUGUGCCGCCUCCUGGAGCAAGAGCGACAAGAGCACCACGAGCUGAAACACACGUGGCAGAGAGCCAAUGACCAGUUCCUGGAGUCCCAGCGCCUGCUGAUGCGGGACAUGCAGCGCAUGGAGGCGGUGCUCACAUCCGAGCAGCUGCGGCGGGUGGAGGAGCUCAAGAAGAGGGACCAGGAGGAAGAUGAACAACAGAGAUUUAGUAAGGGGAAGGACCAUAAAAAAGCAGAUGUCGAGGAGGAGGUGAAAGUGCCAGCGGCGUGCGCGUUAGCGCACGAGGAAUCUGCAGCCCAGUUAUCAAACGAAGAGGAGCACCGAGGUAGCACCCACGGCUCAGUGCACUCCCUGGACGCGGACCUGUUGUUGCCGUCCGGGGACCCGUUCGCCAGAUCGGACAGUGACGUGUUCAAAGACGGACUCAGGAGAGCACAGUCCACGGACAGCCUUGGGCCCUCGGGCUCGCUGCAGUCCAAAGCUUUGGGCUACAACUGCAAGGCCAAGUCUGCCGGAAACCUGGACGAGUCGGAUUUUGGGCCGUUGGUGGGAGCAGACUCGGUGUCUGAGAACUUCGACACCGCUUCCCUUGGGUCGCUGCAGAUGCCAGGCGGGUUCAUGUUAACCAAAGACCAGGAGAGAGCGAUCAAGGCCAUGACGCCAGAGCAAGAAGAGACGGCGUCUCUCCUGUCCAGCGUCACCCAGGGUGUGGAGACUGCGUACGUGUCCCCCAGCGGCUACCGCUUAGUCAGCGAGACGGAGUGGGACCUCCUGCAGAAGGAGGUACAUAACGCCGGAAACAAACUCGGCAGACGCUGUGACAUGUGUUCCAACUACGAGAAACAGCUGCAGGGGCUUCAGACUCAGGAGGCUGAGACGCGAGACCAGGUGAAGAAGCUGCAGGCGAUGCUGAGACAGGCCAACGACCAGCUGGAGAGGACGCUGAGGGAGCGGCACGGGCUGGAGGCGGCGCUGAGGCGCAGCGCGGAGGACACCAGCCUGCAGAUCUCUACGCUUGUCCAAAGGGCCCAAGCGUCUGAGCUCUUACUUGAAGACUUGCAGCAGGGCUUUUCCCAGGCAAAAAGGGAUGUUCAGGAACAGAUGGCCGUGCUGACGCGGUCCCGGGAGCAGGUUUCCGAGGAGCUGCUGAGGCUGCAGAGGGACAACGACAGUCUGCAGGGGAAGCACAGCCUGCACGUGGCCCUGCAGCAGGCGGAGGACUUCAUCCUCCCGGACUCCGUGGAGGCGCUGCGGGAGCUGGCCCUCGGCUACCGCGAGAGCAUCAUCCACGUGCGCACCGCAGCAGAGCACACGGAGGAGAAGCUGAAGGCAGAGAUCCUGUUCCUGAAGGAGCAGAUCCAGGCGGAGCAGUGUCUGAAGGAGAAUCUGGAGGAGACUCUGCAGCUGGAGAUCGAAAACUGCAAGGAGGAGCUGGCUUCCGUUUCCAGCCUAAAAGCUGAACUAGAAAGAAUAAAAGUAGAAAAAGGGCAGGUGGAGUCGUCGCUGAGGGAGAAGGCGCAGCAGCUGGAGAGCGUCCAGGACACGAGGAGCGCGCUGGAGGAGCAGUUGAGGAGGGAGACGGCUGCUAAGGGCACAGCCGAGCAGCUCCUGUUUGAAGAGAAGAACAAAGCUCAGCGGCUGCAGACGGAACUAGACGUCAGUGAGCAGGUGCAGAGGGACUUUGUGAAGCUGUCUCAGACCCUGCAGGUGCAGCUGGAGCGGAUCCGGCAAGCCGGCUCCCUGGAGAGGAUCCGGGCCAUUCUCAACGACACCAAGCUGACGGACAUCAACCAGCUCCCGGAGACAUGACACCCGCCGCAGGACGUGGCCUGCACCCUGGGUUUUUAACUCCUCUUUAGAGCAACAUUAAUUAUUCUUUAACUCUUAACUGAACAAGUGACAGAACAGGAGGCCAGGAGCGAGGCUCACGCGUGGCGAGGGAAGACUGUGGCGCGGGAGCUGCGAGCAGGCCUUCCAGACGGGGCGACGGACGGGAACGGGAUUCCGGGGGUGACAGAGGAAGUGCUGCUGUGGCCCACACGUCCCUGCCUUUAAAGCAACAGCCCAGUUGCGUUUGGAAUGAGCUUUGCUGGUCGUAGAUCCGGGGAUGGGGUGUUUCCCGCUGCGCAGAGCUCGUCAGCCGCCCCGGCCAGCGCACAGGCGUGGCGUUCGCUGUAUGAAUAUUUUAUAUUAAAAUAUGAAGGUUGAGAGCAGGCCGUUGGCUCGUGACGGAAUCUCCGGGCUCCGGGCGUUUCUUUCCUACCGUCUUCUCUCGCGUCGGAGGGCCGCAAACGCACUGAGGCUCGCGGAGUAUGUCCGACGGCGGCGGGCGAGACCCGUUCUCGGGCUGAAUCAAUCGUGAGAACUCGAACUCAAGGCUGGGCUCUCUCUCUAUUGGAAGCUGAGGUUCAAGGAAAAGCAAGCACAAGAGACUGGAAGCACUUUCUCUGCCGCCCGGCUGCAUCUCGUGGGCCCGCGGUACCAGGGUUCAGCACGUCUACUCUUGAAAACUGUUUUAGUUUAGUUGUUGGAUCAGUGGAAAAAUAAUAUUAAUAAAACAAGCUCUGUCUGACAUCUAGUAUAAACUUA